Molecule: messenger RNA, 3095 nt
Organism: Laetiporus sulphureus 93-53
Lineage: Eukaryota; Fungi; Basidiomycota; Agaricomycetes; Polyporales; Laetiporaceae
Exons: 7
Coding region: 52-2955 (967 amino acids)
Source: RefSeq, a predicted model, not a curated record
CAGGCCACUCCCACUUUCCCCAUUUUCACUCUCAUGAUUGAUGAACCCAACAUGGACGUCUCAACGUACGGACGUAGCCGACAAUCCAUCGCUGACUUAGAGCAAGAGCUACACGAUAUAUUCUCUGAUCACCCGCAAUCACACCUGAAUGACGAUGGCGAACCAAUUAUACCGGGAAACGCGCUGGUUGACGUACUACGGGCGUUUUCGAGAAACCACGAUGCCGUCGACCUUAUGAAACCGGAGGAGGAGGCCCAACUAACGCAGCUGCUCGAAAGCAACCCUGGACUCGCGGUCACUCCUCAAGUUCUUCUCCAAUUCAUCGCAAUGCGGACAACAUUCAGUCCUGAUGAAAGUCCAGAAGGUUCGCCUCCGCACCCUUCAGAUGAAUUGGAGCAACGCGGCAGGACCGAGGAGCGCGAUUAUAAUGAAAGCCAUUCACGGUCCUCCAGCCGAGAUUCAACCGGGACGUCGAUAUUAAGGCCUCCUUCUCGCGGACCGCCGGUCCCUCCGAAGGACUCCCCAUUCGACGCGACGCGUCGGCAGCGCUCUACGCCAUUGAAUACUACCACUGCUCCUUCCAGCUGGACGCGACGACGUCCACCGACCUCGAAGCGUACCCCUUCUCAAGAUCGUUCGACGAGUGACUCUGACUCAAGCAAUCCUCCUAGCGCGUAUAGCCGUACAUCUGGUCGAAAGCGUGGUCCUUCCAACCCGAUCAGUCCAACUUCGAUCGACGCAUCCAUGUCUCCGAUCGACUCUCCUUCCUAUCCUAUCUCUAUUUCGCGUCCGCAGUCACGCGCCGGGUCGCGACCGCACUCGCGUGCCCAAUCCCGAUCUACGUCGCGAAACCUCUCUCUAACGCAGGACCACUUCGCCUCUUUGGAUGCAGAGCUCGACGAACAUAACCUAGCUUCUCCGGAAUCUAGCAUCGACUAUGGUCCGCAGGUUCGUUCAAUCAGCGGACUGAUGUCCCCUCCACCUUCGGGCCAGUCUGAGACAUCAUACGACGAUGAUAACGAUUUCACGGAGAGGGUCUCAACACUGCCGAUGCCUCGAAUGGGGGUAGAGAGCGACGAGUCGGAGUCGGAGUUCGACGACGCGUCCAUCUUAGGACUGGUGAUGAGCCGCUCUACGACAUCGUCGACGGUAUCAUUGGACUUGCAUGAGCGGUUGGACGCGUUGCAACGCGCAAACACCGAUCUUGCGCGAAAGCUUUUAGAGGCGGAGAAGACGCUGCAAGACAGACUCGCAGAACAUGAGAUCGAGAUUGAAGAGAUGGAGUCGAGACUUGACGAGGUCAGAGGUGAGCUGAGUGCAACGAAAAGGGAGGAGAAGGAACUUCGAAACAAGGAGCGCGCGAGCCAAUCGCAAAUUACAAUUCUGGAGGGCGAGGUGACCAAGCUUACGAAGAGCUUGGAGAGUGCUCGCGCGUCGUAUCAGAGUUUGCAGAAGCAAUAUCAAGAACAGUGUGCUGAGGCCGAGAGAUAUCGUGAUUCGCUGCGGCUAAAGGACCGAGAGGUCCGGACACUCAGGGAGACUAUAGCUCUUCAAACUGUGGAGAACAACAAAAUGUUGCAUGACAUUGCGACCGCCGAGGAUCGCAUCAACGUUCUCGAGAACAAGCUUGUCAGCGCGAGCCAUACAGCUUCACAAUUAAGCGAUCAGAAGAACGAGAACCUCCUGCUCAAGGAGACCAUCGAUCGUCUGCGUUUUGACAUCGACGAGCUGCGCAACAGCACGACAAACAGCAACUUCCUCUCUGGGGCGGGUGGAACGGCUCAGAGCGACUCAGCCAAAACCCUUGGCUCGGAGAUGGACAGAGCUGAGGAGCAGGCGAAGGCGGCUGAGGACGUGAAUGAGGAGGCCGAGGUUUCCGCUCAGCUCACGCUUACUGAGGAACAGGAGGACGAGGAUGAUGAGGACUUCGUCGAGACCAUCAUCACGCGUACGAAGCGGAAGAAACCCAAUCGUGUCAACCGGGGUGAGAGCAUCAAAGUGGAUGAGGUCAAGGAAUACUGCGAUUCUGCCGCUCAACAUGAGAUUGCCGAGUUCAUAGCAUCUUGCGGCAUCCAGACAGAUGCCGAACCAUCGGCUCUCACUGCUUCCUUCAGUAUCCAGACAGAUACGCCGUCGCUAUCGUCGCUGUCGAUACAGACGGAUCCUGCGCCCGAGGCCGUUCCAGAAGUAAGACCCAUGGCAAACGUGGAGAUACAGACGGAAGAGAUGGAAACGGAGCUUAUUCCCUCAACGUCAUCUUCAUUCACACUAUCUGAGGAUGACGACGAGACCCUCGCUUCGUCUUCAUCCACCCUCCUGCCACCUACCCCUAAAGCACAACACGAGGAGUUGCAUCCCCACACACACGACCUCCCCCCGGACUACAAUCAGGUUACCGGCCAAGACCGUGAUGAGCUCGCCCUCCGCGUUGCGAAUGAGACGCUGAAGAAGUGGCACAAGGGCCUGAAGCUGCCCAUAGAGCCUGUGAAAGGUGGCAUUUCCGAAGACGCCGCGGAAGACUGGAAGGCGCUCAAGGAGGAGCUAGGCGUCGAAUGCGCGGCUAUCGACAAGAUGGUCGAAGAGUCCGCAAAACACCGUUCACCGCGUGCCGGCAAAGAUGGUGAACACCGCCGACGGCGGAGCCGCUUUUACAACAUCUACAACACAUACUUCCUUGGCGAGUCGGAGGGUGGGUCCGCCAUGUCGACCACUCAGUUCCUCUUCUGCAUCGGUGCCUCUGCGGCGGUCGCGUUCAUCGUCGGACAGGCUAUGGCCCCACACUAUGUUGUGCCUGGUGGGCCCACCUACUAUGAUCGUGUUGCCUGGUCGAGCUUUAACUCCAUCCAGGCCACAGGUGAGGGCUUCCCUGGAGACGGCUCUACUGCUAUUUGGAACGUGCUCGGUCGGCUGCUUGGCUUUGGGGCUACGAGGCAGCUGCGAGCAUGGCCGACAUAGUUUAGCCCUCGCGCCGCGGAUUUCCGGGACAGAUUCAUUUUUUCCUCCCUCAGACUUUGUGCAAUAUGAAUCGGCUUGCGGAUUGGAUAACGAUCAUCUCACGACGUCCUUGCAACGUGUCCUGCAUGAUAUCCUUCAAG